UCCGGCGUGCGCGGCCCCGCCCCGCCGUGCGUCACAUCCGGCCUGGGAGUUACCGCCCACUCGCCCGCCUGUGCUUCCAGGCUGCGGUUCGGUUCGGAUCCUGCGGAUGGUUGCAGCCGAAUCUUCAUGCUGGGCUUCAUCGUCAGGCCUCCUCACCAGCUCCUGUCCCUUCUUCUGUGUCCUGGACUCCGGAUACCUCGACUCUCAGUACUUUGUGCACAGCCCAGGGCCAGAGCCAUGGCUAUCUCCUCCUCUUCCUGGGAACUGCCACUGGUGGCUGUGUGCCAGGUAACAUCAACACCGGACAAGCAGGAGAACUUCAAAACAUGUGCUGAGCUUGUUCGAGAGGCUGCGAGACUGGGUGCUUGCCUCGCCUUCCUGCCUGAGGCAUUUGACUUCAUUGCAAGGGACCCUGCAGAGACACUACACUUGUCUGAGCCACUGGGUGGGAACCUUUUGGGAGAAUAUACCCAGCUUGCCAGGGAAUGUGGACUCUGGCUGUCCUUGGGUGGUUUCCAUGAGCGAGGCCAAGACUGGGAGCAGACUCAGAAAAUCUACAAUUGUCACGUGCUUCUGAACGACAAGGGGUCAGUGGUGGCCACUUACAGGAAGACCCAUCUGUGUGAUGUGGAGAUUCCAGGACAGGGGCCUAUGCAUGAGAGUGACUCUACCAUUCCUGGGCCCAGUCUUGAGUCUCCUGUCAGUACACCAGCAGGCAAGAUUGGUCUAGCUAUCUGCUAUGAUAUGCGGUUUCCGGAACUCUCUCUGGCACUGGCUCAGGCUGGAGCAGAAAUACUUACCUACCCUUCUGCUUUUGGAUCUGUUACAGGCCCAGCCCACUGGGAGGUGUUGCUGCGGGCCCGUGCCAUUGAAACCCAGUGCUACGUGGUGGCAGCAGCACAGUGUGGACGCCACCAUGAGAAGAGAGCAAGCUACGGCCACAGCAUGGUGGUGGAUCCCUGGGGAACGGUGGUGGCCCGCUGCCCUGAAGGACCAGGCCUCUGCCUUGCCCGGAUCGACCUCCGUUACCUGCGGCAGUUGCGCCAACACCUGCCCAUGUUCCAGCACCGCAGGCCUGACCUCUAUGGCAGUCUGGGCCACCCGCCGUCUUAAGACACUGACUUCCAGGAGUUGAGACUCCCCGUGAGCUGGUGUGGCUGUGACCUGAAGGCAGGACCCAGGUGUGGCUCCCCUCCCCUGGAGAACCUUGCCUCUCUCCACGGAACACAGGCUCGGCUUCUUGGGAAAGAAGAAACUUUCACCUGAGCUCAGAUUGUAGUUUCAGAAAGGUGGAAUUUUAUAUAGUCACUGUUUAUUUCAUGAAAACUGAGUUUCUGCUGAGGGCUGAGCAGCACUGGCAUUGAAAAAAAUAGAAUCAUCAUAAAGUCUG
Lutra lutra (Eurasian river otter) is the source of this 1390-nucleotide messenger RNA. It is a transcript of the gene NIT1, whose product is annotated as nitrilase 1. The record is from RefSeq and is a predicted model, not a curated record. Bases 127 to 1113 code for a protein of 328 amino acids. Gene Ontology annotation, molecular function: hydrolase activity, acting on carbon-nitrogen (but not peptide) bonds, in linear amides. The transcript is spliced from 7 exons. NCBI's taxonomy places the organism in Eukaryota, Metazoa, Chordata, Mammalia, Carnivora, Mustelidae.